UUGUGUGAAAAAGUGAAAAAAAAGUGAAGUGAAAAAUGGCUCGUACAAAGCAAACUGCCCGUAAAUCGACUGGUGGCAAAGCACCACGUAAACAAUUGGCUACUAAGGCUGCUCGCAAGAGUGCACCAGCUACCGGUGGUGUUAAGAAACCUCAUCGUUAUCGCCCUGGUACUGUAGCUUUGCGUGAAAUUCGCCGUUACCAAAAGAGCACUGAGUUGUUGAUCCGUAAAUUGCCAUUCCAACGUUUGGUACGUGAAAUUGCUCAAGAUUUCAAAACAGAUUUACGUUUCCAGAGCUCUGCUGUUAUGGCUCUUCAAGAGGCCAGUGAAGCCUAUUUGGUUGGUCUUUUCGAAGAUACCAACUUGUGUGCCAUCCACGCUAAACGUGUCACCAUUAUGCCAAAGGAUAUCCAAUUGGCUAGACGUAUUCGUGGCGAACGCUCAACGAAAAGAAAUACCGAUGGUGUUGUUAUUGUCUUUAUAUCAUUAAAAAAAAAGUGAAGUGAAAAAAUGGCUCGUACUAAGCAAACUGCCCGUAAAUCGACUGGUGGCAAAGCACCACGUAAACAAUUGGCUACUAAGGCUGCUCGCAAGAGUGCACCAGCUACCGGUGGUGUUAAGAAACCUCAUCGUUACCGCCCUGGUACUGUAGCUUUGCGUGAAAUUCGCCGUUACCAAAAGAGCACUGAAUUGUUGAUCCGCAAAUUGCCAUUCCAACGUUUGGUUCGUGAAAUUGCUCAAGAUUUCAAAACUGAUUUGCGUUUCCAGAGCUCUGCGGUUAUGGCUCUUCAAGAGGCCAGUGAAGCUUAUUUGGUUGGUCUUUUCGAAGAUACCAACUUGUGUGCCAUCCAUGCUAAACGUGUCACCAUUAUGCCAAAGGAUAUCCAAUUGGCCAGACGUAUUCGUGGCGAACGUGCUUAAUUUAAUGCGGAUGUGUGACGAUGAUGAUGAUGUAUAG
Molecule: messenger RNA, 957 nt
Organism: Calliphora vicina (urban bluebottle blowfly)
Lineage: Eukaryota; Metazoa; Arthropoda; Insecta; Diptera; Calliphoridae
Exons: 3
Cellular component (GO): nucleosome
Molecular function (GO): protein heterodimerization activity; structural constituent of chromatin; DNA binding
Source: RefSeq, a predicted model, not a curated record